UGGCAGUUGUGAUUUGUAGCUGAAUUGUAGCAUUACAUCCGAAAGCCUCAUCACUAAGGACAAAGCAAAAGCCAAAGAAAAAGGAGAUGUUGCAGUGCAUAUUUCUUCUUUCGGAUUCUGGUGAGGUAUUGCUUGAGAAACAGCUCACUGGGCACCGGGUUGAUCGGUCCAUAUGUGCUUGGUUUUGGGAGCAAUCAAUUGCUCAAGGUGACUCUUUUAAGUUUAUGCCUGUAAUUGCUUCGCCAACGCAUUACAUUUUCCAAGUUUUUCGGGAAGGUAUCACAUUCUUGGCAUGCACCCAAGUUGAAAUGCCACCUUUGAUGGCAACUGAGUUCCUUUGCAGAGUCGCUGAUGUACUUUCAGAUUAUCUUGGAGGUCUGAAUGAAGACUUGAUAAAGGACAAUUUUGUUAUCGUUUAUGAGCUUCUAGAUGAGAUGAUUGAUAAUGGCUUUCCUCUUACAACAGAACCUAAUAUUUUGCGAGAAAUGAUAGCACUUCCAAAUAUUGUUAGCAAAGUGCUGAGUGUUGUGACUGGUACCAGCUCAAAUGUAAGCAAUACGCUUCCUGUUGCGACAGCCUCUUGUGUUCCGUGGCGGAAAAUGGACCCAAAGAAUACCAGCAAUGAGGUUUAUGUUGAUCUUGUUGAAGAAAUGGAUGCAAUUAUAAGCAGGGAUGGAACUCUGGUGAAAUGUGAGAUUUAUGGUGAAGUUCAAGUUAAUUCUCAUCUUUCUGGUCUGCCUGAUCUUACCCUCUCAUUUGCAAAUGCCUCCAUCUUGAAUGAUGUGAGGUUUCAUCCCUGUGUCCGACUUCGUCCAUGGGAAUCUCAGCAAAUUUUGUCAUUCGUCCCACCAGAUGGGCAAUUUAAGCUCAUGAGUUACAGGGUUAAGAAGUUGAAGAAUAUUCCAAUAUAUGUGAAGCCCCAGUUGAGCUCAGACUCUGGAAUAUGUCGUAUCAGUGUUUUAGUUGGGAUAAAAAAUGAUCCACGAAAGCCUAUUGAUUCCAUAACAGUGGAAUUUCAACUGCCUCCUUGCGUUUUGUCAGCUAAUCUUACACCAAAUCAUGGAACAGUGAACAUCCUUGCUAAUAAGACUUGCUCUUGGUCAAUUGGGCGACUGCCAAAAGAUAAAGCUCCUUCACUGUCUGGGACAUUGGUGCUUGCGGCUGGUUUGGAGCGGCUACCUGUGUUCCCAACCUUUCAAGUGGGCUUCAGGGUUAUGGGCACUGCCCUCUCUGGCCUACAAAUAGAUAAGUUGGACUUUAAGAAUCUACCCUCACGCCCUUACAAAGGUUUUCGAGGUCUCACUAGGGCAGGAGAAUAUCAGGUAAGGUCAUAAUCCGAGUCUCCGUGUCCUGGCUGCUUCAAGCUAUCUAAAACCUACCAGAUUGAACUCCAAUUCAUUUCCAAACAAUGAUGCACCGUGGGAUUUUUGUCUUCUUUUUUGAGGUUUUUGGGGUUUCUGGGGGAUGAUUUCUUACUUUUGUCAUUUUUUCCAUUGACACUGUAUAUUGAGAAUGCCGUAUGAUGACAAAAAGGAGAAGAAUGCCAUCUUGUAGCACACUUGUAGCUGGUACCAACCCUAAAAUUACAUAUUCCAGUUCGUUCUUUUC
Coffea eugenioides is the source of this 1608-nucleotide messenger RNA. RefSeq names its product AP-3 complex subunit mu-like. Gene Ontology annotation, cellular component: cytoplasmic vesicle; clathrin adaptor complex. Gene Ontology annotation, biological process: intracellular protein transport; endocytosis. The transcript is spliced from 8 exons. The record is from RefSeq and is a predicted model, not a curated record. The coding region runs from base 87 to 1334 and encodes 415 amino acids. NCBI's taxonomy places the organism in Eukaryota, Viridiplantae, Streptophyta, Magnoliopsida, Gentianales, Rubiaceae.